This is a messenger RNA of Humulus lupulus (European hop), 1343 nucleotides long. Its product is annotated as auxin-responsive protein IAA4. Gene Ontology annotation, cellular component: nucleus. NCBI's taxonomy places the organism in Eukaryota, Viridiplantae, Streptophyta, Magnoliopsida, Rosales, Cannabaceae. The coding region runs from base 177 to 794 and encodes 205 amino acids. Gene Ontology annotation, molecular function: protein binding. Gene Ontology annotation, biological process: regulation of DNA-templated transcription. The transcript is spliced from 4 exons. The record is from RefSeq and is a predicted model, not a curated record.
AUUAUAUAAUAUAUAAUAUAAUAUUAUUAUUACUUGUAUAAAUAUUUCUCUCCAAACUUUAAAGAAAUUAUUAGCAACAACUGUAGCCUCUGAUAUUCUUUCUUUAUAUAUACAAAAACUCUUUGAAGAGAGAAAGAAGUGAUAAAGGACAAGGAAGAAGCUAAAGAAAGUAAAUAAUGGCAAGUGGAAUGGUUUAUGAGAAUGAUCUGAUCAACCUCCAGGCAACCGAGCUGAGAUUGGGUUUGCCUGGUACAGAUCGUGAAACUACUCAUGAGGAACAAGCUUUGUCAUCAUCUGGUGUUGGAAUAAACAGCAGGAAACGACAAUUGCCUGAGGAAGAUUCUAGCUUGAUCAAACGACGUAGUUCUGAUGAUGGUGGAGAAGAUUCUGCUCCUCCUGCAAAAACACAGAUUGUGGGAUGGCCUCCAAUCCGAGCUUACAGGAAAAACAGCCUUCAACAGAAGAAAAGUACUGAGGCUGCUUCUUCAGAGAAUGCUGGGAUGUUUGUCAAAGUUAGCAUGGAUGGAGCUCCUUAUCUCAGAAAGAUUGAUCUAAGAGUUUAUAAAGGUUACCCAGAACUCUUAAAGGCCUUAGAAGACAUGUUCAAGUUCACAGUUGGUAAGUAUUCAGAGAGAGAAGGCUAUAAAGGGUCUGAUUUUGUACCAACUUAUGAGGACAAAGAUGGUGAUUGGAUGCUAGUUGGAGAUGUUCCUUGGGAAAUGUUUAUGUCAUCAUGCAAGAGACUGAGAAUCAUGAGAGAAUCAGAAGCAAGAGGGUUGGGGUGUGGUGUAUGAGAGAAAAAAACCCAGAAAGUGAUCAAUACAGAUGGGAUUAUUCUCUUAGAAAAGAGCAGAUCAUCAUCUGAUCACAGCUUGGGUUUUCGAAACAAGGAAAAGUACAAAAGAGCUAGUGGAGAGAAAACCUUCACUUUAAGGAAAAAGGAGUUUGAGGGAGAGAGAGAGAGAGAGAUUUAUUGUGUUAAUGUAAUUGUUUUCACAGCCCAUGAUCAUGAUCAUCAUCAGUCAUCAUUUAUGAUAGCAAUCAUCUUGAUUUGGUUUUGUGAUGAUCCAAUCAGACCAAUCAGACCGGUGCUGAGAUCUGAGAAGACUUUGAAAUGAGAUUCUGUAUAAAAAGGAAGAUCAGAGAAGAAGAAGGAAAAAAACUAAUUAUUAUGUCAUGUUUUUCAAGUUUUUGGUUGUGUUUCAAAUAUUGUGAAAUUGUAAUCAUAUUAUACCAAACUAUGCUAUCGCAAUUUAGUUUUGUGUGAUUGAACUUGGCCAAGAAAUUUGAUGUUGUAAGAUCUUGUGAAUAUAUAUGUACUUUUAUUUCAUUGUUGUUGAGUA